This is a messenger RNA of Thamnophis sirtalis, 1788 nucleotides long. It is a transcript of the gene LRRC3, whose product is annotated as leucine rich repeat containing 3. Gene Ontology annotation, cellular component: plasma membrane. Gene Ontology annotation, molecular function: protein binding. The record is from RefSeq and is a predicted model, not a curated record. NCBI's taxonomy places the organism in Eukaryota, Metazoa, Chordata, Lepidosauria, Squamata, Natricidae.
GCAACAAGUGCUGUGUGCAGGCUGCAAGUUCUUCACUGCUGCUGCUCUGAACUGCACCCACAUCCAGGCAAGGGUGUGGCAAGAGAAAGCAGAGCAAGAGCUCCUGAGCUUUGGAUGAGGAAGAAACUUGGGAUCCUCAGUGCUUUUACAGCCAUCUCUAAGUGGUUUACAGAGUCAGCAUAUUGCCACCAACAAUUUGGGCCCUUAUUUUACCUACUUUGGAAGGAUGAAAGGAUAAAGCGGAACAAGGAGAUUUAAAAAAUCAACAAGCAGCAAGUGGCGAGAACCCGAUGGGAGUAACCAUGGAGUUCAUUAGAUUACUUUCCCAUCUUUCUGUGCUCUGGAAAAAGAGGCACUUGAAUUGAUUGCUGUGACACAUCUGACCCCAAAUCAACCCACCGAGAGUCUUGUGGGGCCUCUUAAUUCAAAGGAGCGUGGGGAAAAAAAGAACUGAUUUUCUUUGCCUUAGCAGCCAUGCAGGAUUCCCUAUUACUGAUUGGAUGACCAGCAUGUUUCUGGCAACUGAGACAUCUUGGCCUGUGCUGUUCCUUUGCUCUCAAACUCUCUUCUGCCUCUUCUUUUGCACCCCUUCUUGUUGCUGUACAUCCUGCCCUGAACAGUGUCAAUGUACCAAUUAUUCAGGAGCAACUGCUGUUCUGUGUAGUGCGAGCAACUUGGAGGAGAUUCCAACAGAUAUUCCCAAAGAUACCAUGUUUUUGAAGCUGGAUGCAAAUAAGAUUACUGCAGUUCCCAACAGCACUUUCAGGCACCUGGCCCACUUGCAAGAAAUAGAUCUCUCCAAGAAUGCCAUUGAGAAGAUUGAUUCAGCGGCAUUUAAGGGUGUGGCUGAUGGCCUGCGGUUGCUGGAUCUUUCUGGCAAUCACAUACAGAGAAUCCCAAAGGAAGCCCUGAUCAACUUGAAUGCCAUGAUUCGCUUAUCUAACAACCCUUGGCACUGUGAAUGUACUUUGCAGGAAGUCUUGUGGGAAGUGAAACUGGACCCUGAUUCAGUCAAUGAGAUCACCUGCCAAACAUCUGUGCAAGAGGAAUAUGCUGGAAAGCCUCUGCUACACAUCCUAGAUUCAGGCAUCAACUUUUGCAACAUGCAUCAGAAAACCACCGAUGUUGCCAUGUUUGUAACCAUGUUCAGCUGGUUUACCUUGGUCAUUAGCUAUGUGGUAUACUAUGUCCGGCAUAAUCAAGAGGAUACAAAGAAGCAUCUGGAAUACUUGAAGUCACUACCUAGCACAAGGGUUCCUAAAGAGACUAUUAGCACAAUUCUGUAACCUGGCAUGCUAACCUCCAGCUACACACAGCCUGUUUUCUAAAGAAGAAAAUGUUGGAUGAAAUAUAGAAGGUUUACUUCCUGCUGAUUCAGCCAGGACUUUUCUAGAUUUUUUUUAAAAAAAGCAAAAUGUUUCAUAAAAGGUUAAAAAAAAAUGUGUUGACAUUAUAAAUAUAGUAAAAAUGCCUAAAUUACAUUUCCCUGUUCUCUAAGCUAUUGUCACCAAUACUGGACCCAACAGGAAAAAAAAAACAUUUAGAAAGGUCUUCUUGGCAAAGAAUUUGAAUGGCACACAUGCUUUAGUUUGGCUCCCUAAAGUUCACAAUCAAGAUCUUAUUCCAAGAGAGAAAUCUAAAUCAAAUGGAGCAAUAUAAUCCUGACCAAUGUGCUCAUGGUGCCAAUGGAAUAUGUACACAGUUGACUUCUGCUUAUUUAAAAAGCCAACACAGUUCUAGGCUGCAUAAAUAGAGGGAUAGAAUCAAGAUCAUGUGAAGUGUUAAUAC